This is a messenger RNA of Sesamum indicum (sesame), 2436 nucleotides long. It is a transcript of the gene EXO70D3, whose product is annotated as exocyst subunit exo70 family protein D3. NCBI's taxonomy places the organism in Eukaryota, Viridiplantae, Streptophyta, Magnoliopsida, Lamiales, Pedaliaceae. The record is from RefSeq and is a predicted model, not a curated record. Gene Ontology annotation, molecular function: phosphatidylinositol-4,5-bisphosphate binding. Gene Ontology annotation, cellular component: exocyst. Gene Ontology annotation, biological process: exocytosis.
UUAAAAAGAAAAAGGAAGGGAAGCAGAAGAAAUCAAAAACCCCACAAGCCCUCCAUUUUCAAUUCUUUGUUUCAUUUUCAUUUUCAUCAUCAUCAUCAUCACCUCUCCAUUUUUCAGGAAUCAAAAAAGAAAAAGAAAACAAGUAAUUAAAUAUUGUUGCCCUCCAUGGAACCGCCGGAAUCAACCGCCGCAGAGAAAAUAAUCCUCCAGUGGGAUUCCACGGCGUCGGAAGAUGCUCGUGAAAGAAUGAUCUUCACCGGUGACCGUCAGGAAAUCGACCGUUACCUUGACGCAGUCGACGAGCUCCAGAAGGCCAUGUCCUCCGCCACUUUGUCUGAUUCCUCAUCCACCACCUCCUCCGCGCUCCAGAUCGCGAUGGCUCGACUCGAGGACGAGUUCCGCAACAUCCUCCUCUCCCACACUUCCCCUGUCGAGGCCGACUGGCUCACGGAGUCAACUCAAUUGGAGUUCGCUUCUCAGGAAUUUGAGUUGAAAGAAGAGAUCGCUGAAAGUAGCUCCGACAAACAGUUGGAGCAUCAGGAGAGCAACAGUAGCUCCACGAGCAGCUGUUACAAGACUACUAGCAGUAUACGAGAAGUAGAUCUUAUACCCAGCGAUGCCGUCUACGAUCUCCGCUGCAUCGCGGAGCGGAUGAUCGCCGCCGGAUACUUGCGUGAGUGUAUUCAGGUGUACGCGAGCGUGCGCAAGUCUGCGGUGGACGCGAGCUUGAAGAAGCUCAACGUUGAGAAAUUGAGCAUCGGCGAUAUACAACGACUCGGGUGGGAGACGCUGGAGACGAAGAUCCGGCGUUGGAUACGGGCUGCAAAGAUAUGCGUCCGCGUGCUCUUUGCGAGCGAAAGGAGGUUGUGCGAGGAGAUAUUCGAAGGUUUGGGAAAUUCAGCAGAUGAUGCUUGUUUUAUGGAAACUAUUAAAAGUCCUGCUAUUCAGUUGUUUAAUUUCGCGGAGGCGAUUAGCAUUAGCAGGCGGUCGCCUGAGAAAUUAUUUAAGAUAUUGGAUUUACAUGAUGCUUUGUCCGAUUUAUUGCCUGAUAUUGAGUCUGUGUUUGAGUCGAAAUCGAGCGAAUCCAUUAGAGUACAAGCUGUUGAGAUAUUAUCUAGGUUAGCUGAGGCUGCGAGAGGGAUACUAUCGGAAUUUGAGAAUGCUGUGCUCAGGGAACCUUCAAAAGUACCCGUUCCUGGAGGGACGAUUCAUCCCUUGACUAGAUAUGUGAUGAAUUAUAUUAGUUUGAUUUCGGAUUAUAAACAGACAUUGAUUGAAUUGAUUGUGUCGAAGCCCUCAACAGGGUCAAGGUAUUCAAGUGAUCCGAAUGUACCAGAUAUGGAUCUUUCCGAAUAUGAGGGGCAGACUUCAACUUUGGCGCUUCAUUUGAUCUGGAUUAUUGUGAUUUUGCAAUUCAAUUUGGAUGGCAAGUCCAAGCACUACAAGGAUGCUUCCUUGGCUCAUUUGUUUAUGAUGAACAAUGUCCAUUACAUUGUGCAGAAGAUUAAGGGGUCCCCGGAGUUGAGGGAAAUGAUUGGAGAUGAUUAUUUGAAAAAGUUGACUGGGAAAUUCCGGUUGGCUGCUACCAACUACCAGCGGUCAACCUGGGUCAGGGUGCUGCAUUGCUUAAGAGACGAGGGUUUGCAUGUAAGUGGAAGCUUUUCUUCUGGUGUGUCAAAGAGCGCUUUGAGAGAGAGAUUCAAAGCCUUCAAUGCUAUGUUUGAGGAGGUGCAUAGAACUCAGGCCACAUGGUUGAUACCUGAUACUCAGCUCCGCGAGGAACUUAGGAUUUCCAUAUCGGAGAAGCUUAUCCCAGCUUAUAGAUCAUUUCUUGGAAGGUUCAGAAGUCAUAUUGAGAGCGGGAGGCACCCAGAGAACUACAUCAAGUACUCAGUUGAGGACCUUGAGAAUGCAGUAUUGGACUUCUUUGAGGGAUACCCAGUGUCCCAGCAUCUGAGGAGAAGAUCUGAGUAAGAGAACUGGAACUGAGUUUUGCCACUUAGAAUAUAGGACACGAUUCUUUUAAUUUUUUGCGGAGUGUUCUGGGAUGAGGUUCUUCUUCUUCUUGGAAAUCAAUUGCAAUAUCUUGAUAGAGACCAGAUAUGAUAUUCUGAUGGUAGAUUUGAUCAGUAAAGGACAAACGCCGGUUCUAACUGCUCAGAGCAGCAUAUGCCUCUUCCAGAAUGCGUCCGCCUGUAAGCAUGUGUUGUCUGUACCUCCUCAGCUUCUAGAUUUUGUUUCAUUCAUUUAUAUGGGAAUUCUUGUAUUUGUUGUAUUGUUGAAUAUUCUUAUGCAAUUAUGAUCAGUGAAGAAAAGAAUUUAAGUUAGUCUUGAUGAUUUUCAACUGACUAAUAACAAUUGUGUUUGAAAUAUUAGAUCUGAAGGAACUGAGCAUCUCUCUAGCUCAAAUGGCCAUAGAUGCUAGUUUAGUUGUAA